This is a messenger RNA of Aptenodytes forsteri (emperor penguin), 1680 nucleotides long. RefSeq names its product SH3 and cysteine rich domain 3 (gene STAC3). Gene Ontology annotation, biological process: skeletal muscle contraction; positive regulation of protein localization to plasma membrane; positive regulation of voltage-gated calcium channel activity. NCBI's taxonomy places the organism in Eukaryota, Metazoa, Chordata, Aves, Sphenisciformes, Spheniscidae. Gene Ontology annotation, cellular component: extrinsic component of cytoplasmic side of plasma membrane. Bases 156 to 1280 code for a protein of 374 amino acids. The transcript is spliced from 12 exons. The record is from RefSeq and is a predicted model, not a curated record. Gene Ontology annotation, molecular function: protein binding.
UGGCCUGUCACUCCCACUCUCCACGGGACUGGGGCAGCUGCCCCCUCCCUGCACACCCGGCACAGAGGGCUGGGGGCUCAACAGCCAACAGGGCCCCAACAUCGGCCACCCUUUGCAGGGUUUUUCAUCGCAGGACGAGAGCUCCAAACACAGCCAUGACAGAGAAGGAAGUGCCAGAGCCACCAGCUUCACCUGCUUCAGGUGGGAAACCCAAGAGCCGGCAGCUACAGAAGCUGAAGCAACUUUUCCAGCGAAAGCCCAAGGAGGAGAUGGCGCCAGAGCCGCAGCCCAAUGGGGAGCUGGUCAGCCCCUCAGGAGGACCCAUCUACUACAUCUAUGAAGAAGAGGAAGAGGAGGAAGAGGAGGAGGAGCCUGAGCCCCCUCCCGAGCCCCAGAAACUUGUCAAUGACAAACCCCACAAGUUCAAAGAUCAUUACUUCAAAAAGCCCAAGUUCUGUGAUGUUUGUGCCCGCAUGAUUGUCCUCAACAACAAAUUUGGCCUGAGGUGCAAGAACUGCAAAACCAACAUCCACCACCACUGCCAGUCCUACGUGGAGAUGCAGCGCUGCUUCGGCAAAAUCCCCCCAGGGUUUCGCCGGGCAUACAGCUCACCCCUCUACAGUGACCAGCAAUACGCCUGUGUCAAGGAGCUGCUCUCGGCAGCUAACAGGAGUGACCCUGUGUUCGAGACACUGCGGACGGGUGUCAUUAUGGCCAACAAGGAGCGCAAGAAAGGGCAGGAUGACAAGAAAAACCUCUCUGCCUUGCAGCCGUUGGCUGCUAUGAUGGAUGAGGAACCAGAGGCCACAAAGCCAGAAGAGGGCAAAACUGAGGGCGGCACCUCUGAAGGGGACAAGAAGACUGAGAAGAGCCCAACAGAUGACAAGAACAAGAAGCCACAGCCAGGGAUUCGUGGUGGCUAUCUGCAGUCUCACUAUUUUGUGGCACUUUAUCGCUUCAAAGCCCUGGAGAAAGAUGACCUGGAUUUCCCGCCAGGGGAGAAGAUCACGGUGGUCGAUGACUCCAAUGAGGAGUGGUGGCGGGGGAAGAUUGGUGAAAAAAUUGGCUACUUCCCUCCAAACUUCAUCAUCCGGGUGCGGGCAGGUGAACGGGUGCACAAGGUGACGCGCUCCUUCGUGGGCAACCGGGAGAUCGGGCAGAUCACGCUCAAGAAAGAUCAGAUCGUGGUGCAGAAGGGUGAGGAGGUGAAUGGUUACGUGAAAGUCUACACUGGCCGCAAAGUGGGGCUCUUCCCCGUGGACUUCCUGCAGGAGAUCUGAGCGGGGCAGAGUCCCAGGGCCCCCCAGCCAGGGGGACGGGUGGACCCUGGCUGCAGAGAGCUGCCAGAGCUGGGCAGGGAUGGGGAUGGGGAUGGCAGGCACCCCCAUCCCUGAUGCCUGCAGCAAUGGGGUCUCUGGCGGGGACCGUCUCCACCAGGACCGGAGCAGGCCGGGGGUGUGGGAGGUGCCUCUUGGGCUGUUUCCCCUGUGGAGUUUUUGGUGCCUUCAGAGACACUGGGUGCAAGGAGGGGGCACUCCCAGACUCACUUUGGAGGCCACCCAGCCCCCCUUGCCUGAGGUGGUGGGUGCUGGGUGCCUCAGGGGUGUCAGUGCGGUCCUGUCCCACUGCUCCGGGCUGUGUAAUCCUGUGUUUUGGCAAUACAUGUCUGCUCCCAACCCC